Macrosiphum euphorbiae (potato aphid) is the source of this 2190-nucleotide messenger RNA. The record is from the annotation of a GenBank genome assembly. Lineage: Eukaryota; Metazoa; Arthropoda; Insecta; Hemiptera; Aphididae.
AUGGCACAGUUCAUCAAAAAUGAUAUUAGUAAAUCUACCAAGCGCCGAAGAUUUUUAUUAGAUAAAGAAACUGUAGAUUUUUUUUCGGAUAGCCAUAUCAAUUCUCAAUUGCAAUUACAACCUAGCACAUCUCAAGGUAUUAAUGCUGAUUUACCUAAAGAAAUUCUAAAAUUACCAAAAGAUGCUGUUGAUGAUAGUUUAUUUUCAAUUAAUAAGAGUUCUAAUACUCAAUUUUCUCCAAUUCCUUCCAAUUAUUUUCCAAUCGAUCACACUAUUGAUGAUGACUACAGUGAUACUGAAAAUAUUUCAUUAAGUACCAACUCUGAUGAUGAUCUUGAUAAUCAUUAUUAUAAUAGUAUCACAGGUGUCAUUAAUAACUUAGAUGGUAAAAAUGAAGUUCUAAAAAUAUUAGCACAAUGGGCAAUUGCUCAAAAUAUUACUUUAACUGCAUUUUCAGCUCUGUUGAAAUUACUGAAAAAUCAUAGCUGUUUCAGUGAUAUCCCAGUUGAUGCCAGAACAGUAUUAAAGAUUAAUAAUGUCCAUCAACGUAAUGAAAUUCAAGUGGUUUCCCCUGGGUUAUAUUACCAUUUUGGAGUUGCUAAUGGCUUAAUAAAUACGUUAGGUGAGUUUAUAGGUAAGUUUAAAGAUGUUAUUCAUAUCAACAUUGGGGUUGAUGGUCUACCGCUAACCAAAUCAUCUUCUAGUACUUUCUGGCCAAUCUUAGGAUAUGCGCGGUACCCAAAUUUAAAACAUGUAUUUUUAAUCGGUUUAUAUUGGGGGAAAGAUAAGCCCCAUAACAGCAAUACCUUUUUAAAAGAAAUGGUGUCUGAGCUUAAAGAAUUGUAUACAAAUGGAGUACAAACAGUUUUUGGAAAAAAGACUGUUGUUGUUGAUGCCUUUUGUUGUGAUUGUCCUGCCAAAAGUUAUGUUUUAUUUAUUAAAGGUCAUGCAGGAUAUUCUUCAUGUACAAGAUGUCAAGUUGAAGGUGAACGGGUUAAUAAUACUACAUGUUUUUUAGGGACAAAUUUUUUGAAAAGGACUCAUAUAGAUUUUAUUAAUCGUUCAGAUGAAGAUCAUCACGUUACUGAUACUAUUUCUAUUUUAACCGAAGUACCAGAAAUAGAUAUGGUUAAUAACUUUAGUCUUGACUAUAUGCACUUGGUAUGUUUAGGUGUAAUGAAAAAGAUGUUAUUACUUUGGUUAGGUAUGUUUAAAAAAUCGUCCGUCAUGUUUCGCCUUCCUAGUAAAGAUAUAAAUAAAAUUUCUAAUCAUUUAUUAUCCAUGAAUCCAUUAAUACCUAGCGAUUUUUCUCGAAAAUCCAGAGCUUUAAAUGAAGUUAGCAGAUGGAAGGCAACUGAGUUCAGAUUAUUUUUGCUCUAUACAGGUCCUAUUGUUUUGAAAAAUGUUCUGAGGUAUGAUUGUUAUUUUAACUUUUUAUGUUUACAUAUAAGUUUUAGAAUUCUUUUAUCUCCAAAUAGUUCUGAAAAAUUGGUAAAUUUUAGUCAAAAAUUAUUGGAACAUUUUGUGGAAAAGUUUGAAGAACUUUAUGGUGCACAGUACGUGUCUCAUAAUGUUCAUGGCCUAUUACAUAUCACUGAUGAUUAUAGAAAGUUUAAAUCACUUGAAGAAUGUUCUUGUUUUCCAUUUGAAAAUUUCAUGAAGGUGUUAAAAAAAAUGUUAAGGAAACAUGAAAAACCUUUAGAACAAAUUAUCAAUCGUUACCAUGAAUCCUUAAUAUUCAAUAAACCUGAUAUUCAAGAUAAAUCUAAAAAUAAAAUUAUUUAUAAAAAAAAACAUAAUAAUGGACCUUUAUUUGAAAAUUUAACUUCUCCUCAGUUCCAAAUAGUUUUAAAAAAUGAAAUUAAAAUUAAUGUUAAGUCCAUGUCUGAUAACUAUAUAGGCUUUCUAGUUGAUAAAAAACUAAUGAUUUUUAAAAUCUUUAAUAUUUGCUAUAAUGCUAUGAAUAAUAAAUCUGUAUUUUUAGCCAGACGUUUUGAAUUGGUGGAACAGUAUUUUGAUGUACCAAUUGACAGUCUUAAAUUAGGCAUAGCUAUUGUUAAGAAUUUAUCUGAAUCUUAUUUUACUAUAGAUAUAGAGAGUACACAUUUUAUUAAGUAUGUUAUGUUAUUUGAUUAUGAGAAAAAUGUUAAUAUAUCAUAUCCUAUUUUACAUUCCAGUGAUGAAAUUUAA